Molecule: messenger RNA, 905 nt
Organism: Drosophila erecta
Lineage: Eukaryota; Metazoa; Arthropoda; Insecta; Diptera; Drosophilidae
Product: mitochondrial fission process protein 1
Exons: 3
Coding region: 291-785 (164 amino acids)
Biological process (GO): mitochondrial fission
Cellular component (GO): mitochondrion
Source: RefSeq, a predicted model, not a curated record
GGCAAUCGAUAACGAUAACACAUUAUCGAUACGCGCAAUUAAAAUGUUUAUGUAAACAGUUUGUUUUUAAGACUCCUAAUUUAUUAGCAGUUAGGCGCAUAAGUUACAUUGUUUGAAUUCACACAAAUCGAAUUCAAUUGAUUUUUAGGAAACCCAGUUGCCAGCCGUUUUUGCUUCAGGGGAACCAGAUAACCUUGUCAUAUUACCCAAUUUAUCGAAAACCAAACGUGCAAUAGAACUUACGCCAUUCCAAAACCAUAAACAAUCAGUGAUUAAGUACAGUGAAGACAAUGGCGGAGGACAAGCAGUUCAUCCGCCGGGAUAAGGACACUAAGAAAACUUCCACGGCUGUGCAGGAUGUGGACAUCUACCGGGACACCUUUAUUCGCUAUAUGGGCUACAGCAACGAGAUUGGCGAGUCCUUCCGCCCGCUGGUGCCCAAAUCUCUGGUGGCCGCAUCCUACGGCAUGGCCAUCGGAUAUGUCUGCACGGACACCUUCGACAAGGCACUGCGCCUCCAAAUGGAGGGGGCUUCCUCCAGAGAAGUGGCCGUCAAGGGCGGCGACGUCUUCUGCUGGCAGAUGCUGGCCUCCGUCGCCAUUCCCGGCCUGGUCAUCAAUCGAAUCACCUGGGCCACCAAAACACUGCUGAGCAAAGCGCCGAUGCCCGUGCUGAAGACGGUGCCCACCCUGGUGGGCCUGGCCAGCAUCCCGCUUAUCAUCCAUCCCAUCGACAGCAUGGUGGACCGCCUGAUGGACGCCACCUACCGCAAGACGGUGAGGUAGUGAACGCCAACAUCUGCCCAGCUCCUAUUCUACUCCACGGUGAUAGUUCUUAGGUACUAAGAGUUUACAUAAACUGUAGCAAAGCUUUAGCCCCAAAUCCAGUUUGCAUAUUGACAAGGA